Messenger RNA from Lampris incognitus (smalleye Pacific opah), 5605 nucleotides. It is a transcript of the gene ubap2l, whose product is annotated as ubiquitin associated protein 2-like. Gene Ontology annotation, molecular function: protein binding. Gene Ontology annotation, cellular component: nucleus; cytoplasm. The transcript is spliced from 29 exons. The record is from RefSeq and is a predicted model, not a curated record. The coding region runs from base 181 to 3786 and encodes 1201 amino acids. NCBI's taxonomy places the organism in Eukaryota, Metazoa, Chordata, Actinopteri, Lampriformes, Lampridae.
UACAAUUUCUCAAGUUAGUUUUAUUAAUUUGGGGAUUCGGGGACUUUAACUCUCGUCCUAGAUCCGACUCGGAGUUCGUCUGCGAGACCACUUGGUCGGGCGUAUUGCAGAAUAUCUAACAUUUGAGCCGUGUUUCUGGUGUUAUUCCUUUGUAAAUACUAUUAUUUGUAUAUACUGUAAAUGAUGACGUCCGUGGGCGGAAACCGAGCCCGGGGAAGCUGGGAGCAAACACAGGGCCAAACACAGAGCCAGACACAGCACAAGCAGAGGCCACAGGCUACUGCUGAGCAGAUCCGACUCGCGCAGAUGAUUUCGGACCACAAUGAUGCCGACUUUGAAGAGAAAGUGAAGCAGCUGAUUGAUAUCACAGGCAAGGACCAGGAUGAGUCUAUGAUCGCGCUGCACGACUGCAAUGGGGAUGUCAACAGAGCCAUCAAUGUGCUGCUGGAGGGCAGCCCAGAUACUGACUCUUGGGAGAUGGUGGGAAAGAAGAAGGGAGUUUCAGGCCAGAAGGAGACUGGCCAGUCAGAGACUGGAGAGGAAGGAAAGGAGAACAGGGAGAAAGGAGGAGAGAGGGAUGUGGCACGUCGUCGUGGUGGGGCCCCCCGCAGGGGCCGUGGGGCCAGCAGGGGACGAGAGUUCCGUGGCCAAGAGAAUGGCUUGGAUGGUAGCAAAGCCAGUGGAGUAGCUGGAAGAGGCACAGAGCGAGGCCGAAGGGGAAGAGGCAGAGGAAGAGGGACUGCUGGAGUGUCUGGAAGGCGGGGAGGCAGGUUCUCGGCACAGGGCAUGGGAACAUUCAACCCUGCUGACUAUGCUGAGCCAGCCCAGACAGAGGAGAAUUACGGUGGGGGCAGCACCUGGAACAACACGGGAAGCAUGGAGCCUGAGGAGGGAGCCAGGCUGGAAUACUCUGCAGGAGAGGCAACAAAUUACCAGCCCAAGUUCGACUCUGCUCCUGGUGCCUGGAGAACUGCAACAGAAGAGUGGGGCACUGAGGACUGGAAUGAAGAUCUGUCAGAGACCAAGAUAUUCACAGCAUCAAGUGUGGCCUCCAUGCCUCUUCCACAGGAGAAUGUUACCAUUACUAAAGGACAAAGAAUUGACCUGGCAGUCCUUUUGGGCAAGACGCCCCCAUCCUCCUCCUCGGAGACUGAGAACCCCCCAAUGGAAGCUGCUCAGCCCCCCUCCUUGUCCCAGUCGCUGGUCUUCAGCAACUCCAAGCAAGGGGUGCCCCUCUCCCAGACACCAUCUAGCACCCCUUACACUCAGCAUGGCAUGGUUAGUAUGCUUGGCAAGGGUUUUGGCGAUGUUGGGGACCCUAAAGCAGGGAGCACAGGGACCACCACUGGUUCCCAGUUCCUGGAGCAGUAUAAGACGGCCCAGGCGCUAGCCCAGUUAGCUGCCCAGCACUCCCAGACAGGACCUCCCAAUACAGCCCCAUCCUCCUGGGACACCAGCGCAACUACACUGGGGCAGUAUGAUAUGAAAACUCAGCCAGAGUCUGCAGUCCACACACCCUUCACCAAGCGUCAACCCUACCAGACCGCCACCUCCACUCCCUCCAUGCUGGAUGUCUUCCUGCAGGACAAGGGCCUGCCUCCUUCCUCUGCUGUUUCUUCCUCUCCCUCCUUGACCCAACAGACGGCACCAUCGCCUCAUGUUGUACCUCCUCCUGCUUCCUCCCUCCCCAAAAUGACAGUCAUCCCCUCCAUGGGACACCACGUUUCUCCGGGCUCUUCAGAUGCCCAGGGUUCAAGUCCCCUGCCCUUGCAGCAGCACAAGCUCAAACAACAGAAGAAGCGGACCUCUAUUAGCACCAAGAUUCCAGCGAUGGCGGUGGAGAUGCCUGGCUCAGCAGAUAUCUCUGGCCUCAACCUUCAGUUUGGAGCGCUACAGUUUGGGUCAGAACCGGUGCUGCCGGAAUAUGACUCUACCCCUGCCACUGCCACACCGGCCAACCAGGUUCAGAACAUCCUCUACACCAGUCCCAGCAGUGAGUCGGCUCCAGCUCUUCCCAACCCUAACCAAAUGGACCUGUAUGACCAGAGAGCACCCCAGACACGACGCUACCCCCCCUCGGUCUCCUCCUCCCCUCAGAAAGAUAUGCAGCCCAAGAACGGCUUCAAUUCAAUACAGACAACACAAUCUGUGGAAGCUGCAGCAGGUUCUGCAGUGUCGGUGAAGCCGGCCUCUGAUUCAGUUGCACCGGUGUCUGCCUCUAGUAUGGGCACUUUGACAGACAGUGGCUCAGGUCCCACCUCCUUAUUGACUACAUCCAAUCAGACAUCCCUCAGCGCUCUGGGGCACAGUGAAGAUCUGCCCCCAAGCACGAUCCCCCCACCUCAGCACAACAAUUCUCUCCCAUCACAACAGAACAGUCUUGCUUCAUCUUCAGUCCGGACAUCCAACUCAAGCUUACUGCACCCUAGCGUAGAUGCCGACUCCAGCCUGCACUCCUCCUCCUUCCCUUCCACUGUCUCAGCCGUGGCCUCCUCAUCUGUCCCCACUUCCUCUACGUCAGUGGCAGCUGCAGCGCAGGUGUCUCUGGGGGCCCCUCAGGUAUCUUCAGGGGGCUCCUCCACGGUGUCAGCCCCCUCUGGAAUGGGCACCGUCAGCAGUCUGGCUAUGGGCCUCAACACUGCCUCAAUGGGACCCCCAGCUGCUGCAGCCACUGCCCCUGUCUGCACAGCAGCCUCGGCCAUACCCUCUUCAUCAACAUCCUCAUCCUCAAGAGGCUCAGCAGCAUCCUCAGGGAAAGCACCCCCAAACCUUCCCCCUGGGGUGCCCCCUCUGCUGCCCAACCCAUACAUCAUGGCCCCUGGACUACUGCACCCCUACCCUCACCAGGUGUAUGGCUAUGAUGAUCUGCAGAUGCUGCAGACCAGAAUACCUCUGGAUUACUACAGCUUCCCGUUUGCGACCCCUACAACGGCACUAACUGGCAGAGAGGGCAGUUUGACCAACAACCCAUAUUCUGGGGACUUGUCAAAGUUUGGUCGAGGCGACGCAUCAUCGCCAGCUCCAGCCACCACACUGGCCCAGACGCAGCAGAACCAGACUCAAACGCAUCACACCACGCAGCAGCCCUUCCUCAACCCUGGGCUGCCACCUGGCUACAGCUACACCAGUCUGCCAUACUACACUGGUAUGCCAGGCCUGCCCAACACCUUCCAGUAUGGACCCGCUGUGUUUCCGGUGGCUCCUACCUCGUCAAAGCAGCACGGUGUAAACGUUGGCGUCAACGCCUCAGCCACACCCUUCCAACAGGCCAGUGGCUACGGUUCCCAUGGAUACAGCACUGGCUAUGAGGAUGUGGGCCAGGCUUCAGGGAGUGGGGAUUUCUGUAAGGGCGGAUACGGCACUGCCGUGGCCGCCGCUGCUUCUGCACAAAACAAGCCAGCCAGCUCUGUCACCGGGCCUGGAGUCGGAGUCUCUGUGACGUCAAGCAACACUGGGGUACCAGAUAUUUCAGGGUCUGUUUACACAAAGACACAGUCUUUUGAGAAGCAGGGUUUCCACGCAGGGACGCCAGCAGCUUCAUUUAGUCUGCCCUCGGCCCUGGGCAGUGGAGGACCCAUCAACCCCCCAGCUGCAGCUGGCUAUGCCCCGGCCCCCUUCAUGCACAUCCUGGCCCCGCACCAACAACCCCACUCCCAAAUCCUACAUCACCACCUGCAGCAAGAUGGACAGAGUGGUACAGGACAGCGAAGUCAGAACGCCUCCAUUCAACAGAAGUCUCAGAUAAACAAAUCGGCCUACAACAGCUACAACUGGGGGACCAACUAAGAUCCAGCGUUAUGGCCACCCCUCACUGUUCCAAAGUCUGACAAACUGGGAGGAGAAGGGGGUCUUUGCACCCUUACAAAUGGUCUACUUGUAACCCCCCCCCACACACACACACAUACACCAGUCCCUCAUUCUGCCUUACCCCACAAAGAGAUUCCCUUGCCUACUCUCAGCUCAGCACACCUGCCAGAGGUGGUGCUGCACUGAGUGGAGGAGUGCUAUAAUGUGGAAUGGAUGUGGGGUGGUGGCACAGAGCAGCAGGGCUUUAAUGAUAGUGGAGUGUGAAUGAAUUGGUUUUAGUAACAUCACUAAGAGGUGAAAUAUUGAGUGUUGGAAAUUCGUAUCAUGUUUAUCCCUGCCCUACCCUUUUCAUUUAUAUGUAACAUAGAACUGUUUUCUAAAGGAAUGAAUGUUUCUUGGUUGGUUGUCUUUUUUUCUUCUUUUUUUUUUAACCCCACUUAUGGGAAGGAAUCUAGAAAUCUCUGAAGGUAGGGGGCAGGCUGGCUUUUUGUUUCUCAACCUUGACCCCCCCCGCCCCGCCCAAAUGCUUGGUGUGAAUUUAUCCAGCCCACAUGAAUGAUAUCCAAACAAAUUAAUUGUUUAAUUUGUUUUAAUUGUUUAUUUUUACACCAUUUUGAGUUUGAAAAUAGGGCUCUAUAAAUUGUCAGUCAUGAGGUUUAUUUUUUACCAUAUAUAUGUGUGUGUGUGUGUGUGUGCAUGUGCGUGCGCACGUGCGUGCGUAUGCACAUGUGUGUAAAGAUGUGUAAGCGAGUGCGAUGGCUUGGACUGUGAGGAAAGUGUGAUGGUUCUCUUGUCUGCACGCAUAUUUGUACACAAGGGGGCAGUGGGUGUGUACUGCCCGUCAGGAUUUAGCUUCUUCUUCUUUCGGCUUGUUCCCUGCUUCCCAGGGGUUACCACAGCAGAUUUGAUCAUUUCCAUCGGUACCCUGUGAGGGGGACAUCAGAGGAUUUAUGUAUAAAAUUAUUUUCCAUUUAUCCAACAAAGUACAGUUACUGUUCCCAUGAGUGAUAAACGUUACAUAGUCCCACCUGUUCAGCAAGAGACAUUGAAAGUGAAUGCCAAGGCCAGUACACACCCAGUUUGACUUCCGAUGUGUUUUUUCUUCUUUCUAAUUGCCCCUCAUCCUGUCUCCCCCAGAGCCCCUGACGUAUUGCAAGGAAACUCGCAGCAUUGAAUACUGAUGGACAGAAUUGUACUUUUUUGUUUUUAUUUUUGUUUUUUUGGGUUUUUUUUUGUACUGUGCGUUUUAAAAAUUUAAAUGGAUAAACUUGUCUUGUACAUAUAUAUAUAUAUAUAUAAAACACAAGUACUGUAGUCUUUGUUCAAUGGCUUUCCCCCUCCCCUCUUAAAUCCUUGCAGACUUGUUAGCUUUUUUGUUUCAUAUAUUUUUUAUUUUGUAAAAAAUAUAUAAAUAUUAAGUAAAUAAACAGGAAAAAGACAUUUUCAUCAUUUUGGAUGUGAAUGUCUUUUUUUUUUUCAAGAAACUUUAUUUUUGUAUCAUGUGGCAUGUAAAUACAGCAUCUUUUCAAAAUGAGUUUGACAGAGGUGCCAAGGCGGUUGGUCCAUCAACUUUCAUUCUGCAAAUUAGCCUUGAAUCGUCCAACAGUUUAAAAUGCAAGUCGAUGUUUUAGUUGAAAGGAUGGAAGAGGUGACGCCAGAGAUCCCUGGUGUUGGGGUCCUCUGGUUGCUUCUUAAACACCCAUGAAGGCGGUGAGGGCACAGGGUGGGUUACAGGGCUGUCUUAACUAAUGGUUGACUGAGGAUCAGCAGUACCAAAUAAAACUCCAGUGUUUCUCCA